Molecule: messenger RNA, 1214 nt
Organism: Wasmannia auropunctata (little fire ant)
Lineage: Eukaryota; Metazoa; Arthropoda; Insecta; Hymenoptera; Formicidae
Product: calcium/calmodulin-dependent protein kinase type II subunit gamma-like
Exons: 5
Coding region: 412-927 (171 amino acids)
Biological process (GO): protein phosphorylation
Molecular function (GO): calcium/calmodulin-dependent protein kinase activity; calmodulin binding
Source: RefSeq, a predicted model, not a curated record
UUCUUUUUUUUUUGACUCGGAAAAUUUCUCUGCGGAAAGCAGAGAUGAAUCUCGCGAUUUCACUCCGCCUCGCGCGCGCUUGAGACGUACUGUCAACAAAAAUACCUAGCCGCUUGGCAUUACUUGAAAAUAGAUCGGCAACGGUUUAAGACGUCCGCGUCGCGUCGUUGUACGUUCGACCCACCUAGUGAGUGAAUUGAGUUGCGCUCGAUCGACAAGCUCGUCUCUGUCGAGCCCCAUUUUGGGUACCGGCUAUCUCGUAAAUAUUUUCCAGCAAGAAAGACUUACUUUUGACUUCUUGCCAAAAAUUAAUUUUUGCAUUCGAUAUUAUGCCGUUAUUAUGAUGACAUUGUGUGCCCUUGGCGCUGUGAUUUAGUGAAAAGACUUUUUAGAUUCUAGAACAUUAUCGCGAUGUCGUCUAAUGCCAUACCCAGCUCGUCCAAGUAUACGGAGAUUUACGGUACACCUCCGAGCAGCCCCGCGACAAUGUCCGCGUUCUCCAGAGCAGUCGGCGCAGCCGCAAUCAUGACGAACAAACAGGCCUCGAACCAGACCCAGACCCAGAUUCAGAAUACGGGCAACCCCCUCGGUUUUGCCGCGGUUCUUCUUCAAGGGGUCCAAGCUGGCAGCGCAGGAGGCGGUAGCAGCAGCGGUAGCAGCAACAACAGCCAAAACAGCCAGGUCGGCGUGUCUCCAUCGUCGCCGGCCAGUGUUAAUCAUCAGGCGAAUGGUAGCAACGAGCCGAUAGCAUCGCGACGCCAGGAUUCCUCGUCCACCGCACGCCGACAGGAAAUCAUCAAGAUGACUGAGCAGUUGAUCGAGAGCAUCAACACCGGAGAUUUCGAGGCAUACACAUUAUUUAAAGAAAACUCGAUGAUAAAAGGAAACAUUGGCGGAAAUGGAACGAUUCAGGAUACUAUAUAUUAAGUGUUUGUUAAAGAAAAUUUCAUCAUUCGAUGAAGCUUUUUACGUGAAUAUUGAUAUUUUAAGAUAUAUUUUUGUUUUACACUUUAUGUUUGUUAAACCGCUAUUAUUAUAUUUACAUUUCAUCAAUACGUAUUAUUUAAAAUUAAAGUUGGGCGAUUGGCGAUUAAAUUAGCCAGAAAUAGUCGAUCCCUCUGAUAAUAUUGUUCAUGUACAUGGAAGUUAAUGAGAAUGUUGAAGCUUUAUGAUAAAUAAUUAUGAUAAAUAAUAAUUACUUACGAUUAAUUAAA